CGUUGCUUUACAAAUUUUUACCCGCUUCAAAUAUGGCCGCCAGUCUCGGUUCUCUUUUACCACGGGAUCUGCGGCGACAACUCUGGCUACAGGCUCUCUUCCCAAAGUGCUUCCUCUCGCGUGGUUGUGGUUCUUAGCGCGCAGGCGCAAACGCGAGUCCUCUUCCGGUCAAAAUGGCGAUGAGACUGAUGUGCGGACGCCGGGAGAUUCUGCGCCUGCUACAGCCCGGGCGUCAGGUCCACAGCGUCGCAGGGCCCUUGCAAUGGCUCGGGAAACCGCUGACCCCGCGGCUCCUAUUCCCAGCCGCUCAGUGCUGCCGUCGCCCACACUACCUCUUUGCGGCUCCCGGCCCCCGCAACUUCAGUACCUCUGCCAUCUCGUUUGCAGAAGUCCAGGUUCAGGCCCCUCCUGUUGUUCCUGUAACUCCCUCACCUACAGCAGUACCUGAGGUGGCUUCUGGAGAGACUGCAGAUACAGUCCAAGCUGCUGCAGAAACGAGCUUCACUGAACUGGGGCUGGGUUCAUACACCCCAGUGGGACUGAUCCAGAACUUACUGGAAUUUGUGCAUGUUGAACUGGGCCUACCUUGGUGGGGGGCCAUUGCUACCUGUACAAUCUUAGCCCGCUGCCUGAUUUUUCCUGUCAUCUUGAAGGGCCAGCGAGAGGCAGUCAAGAAUCAAAAUCACGCACCAGAAAUCCAGAAGUUUACCACUCGAAUCAAAGAGGCCAGGUUGGCUGGAGACCAUGCUGAGUUUUACAGGGCUUCUGCAGAGAUGUCAAUUUACCAGAAAAAGCAUGAUAUUAGCUUUUUUAAACCUCUAAUUCUCCCUCUGACUCAGGCCCCAAUCUUCAUCUCCUUCUUCCUGGCUUUGAGAGAGAUGGCCCACCUUCCUGUGCCCAGCCUGCAGACAGGUGGCCUCUGGUGGUUCCAGGAUCUCACAGUAUCCGAUCCUAUCUUCGUGUUACCAGUGUUAGUCACUGCUACAAUGUGGGUUGUCCUUGAGUUAGGUGCUGAGACAGGUGUACAAAAUUCUGACCUUAAGUGGAUGAGAAAUGUGAUCAGACUGAUGCCCCUGGCAGCCUUUCCCGUAACUGUCCAUUUCCCCACGGCAGUGUUUAUGUACUGGCUCUCCUCCAAUUUGUUUUCCUUGGCCCAAGUGUCUUGUCUCCGGAUUCCAGCAGUACGCACUGUACUUAAAAUCCCCCAGCGUGUCGUACGUAACCCUGACACUUUGGCUCCACGGGAAGGCUUUCUAAAGAGCUUGAAAAGAGGCUGGAAAAAUGCUGAAUUGAUGCAACAGCAGCAAGAGCGAGAAUACCGCAUGCGGAAUCACUUGGAGCUAGCAGCCAAGGGUCCUUUACGACAGACCUUUACCCACAACCCGCUCCUACAACCUGUAAAGAAUAACCCUCCCAAUAUCCCUAGCAGCAGCAGCAGCAGCACCCGCAGCACCAGCAAACCAAAGUCAAAGUAUCCCUGGCGUGACACACUUGGCUGACUUAUGUUCCCUGCUCAUUCUGGGAGGAACUCUGUCUCUUCAAAGAUUCAUCCUCAAACAAGACUUGACACUGUGUCCUUGUCCCAGUCCUAGGACCUGUGGCAUACAGAGAUUUCAUUUUAAAAACUGAUUUCAUGACACACUCUCAUAUUUAUAAGACAGCACUGGGUAGCCAAGUGAUCUUCCCAUUCACAGAGUUAGUAAACUUCUGUACUACA
This is a messenger RNA of Saimiri boliviensis boliviensis (Bolivian squirrel monkey), 1717 nucleotides long. It is a transcript of the gene OXA1L, whose product is annotated as OXA1L mitochondrial inner membrane insertase. Lineage: Eukaryota; Metazoa; Chordata; Mammalia; Primates; Cebidae. Gene Ontology annotation, molecular function: membrane insertase activity. Gene Ontology annotation, cellular component: mitochondrial inner membrane. The record is from RefSeq and is a predicted model, not a curated record. Gene Ontology annotation, biological process: protein insertion into mitochondrial inner membrane from matrix.